This is a messenger RNA of Trypanosoma conorhini, 1320 nucleotides long. RefSeq lists its product as uncharacterized. NCBI's taxonomy places the organism in Eukaryota, Euglenozoa, Kinetoplastea, Trypanosomatida, Trypanosomatidae. Gene Ontology annotation, cellular component: cytosol; phagophore assembly site membrane; extrinsic component of membrane. The record is from RefSeq and is a predicted model, not a curated record. Gene Ontology annotation, biological process: protein localization to phagophore assembly site; protein lipidation; autophagy of mitochondrion. The coding region runs from base 1 to 1320 and encodes 439 amino acids. The transcript has a single exon. Gene Ontology annotation, molecular function: phosphatidylinositol-3,5-bisphosphate binding; phosphatidylinositol-3-phosphate binding.
AUGGUUGGAUUCAGUCUGGUCCGCUAUGAUGCGGAGUCGUCCUUUUCGAAUAGGGUGAAUGCGGAGUGGCUGGCAACGGUGCCGGUGGCCCACGAACACGCACUCGCCUCGCUGGCGAUGGAUCUCAACGGCGACCUGAGAAGCGGCGGCGGCAGCAGCAGCGGCAGCAGCAGCGCCGUGUCGGGAGCGCUUCGGUGGCACAUUGCAACCUGCAGUGAACGUGCGACCAUUAUCCGUGUUUGGCGCUACUGCGAAAGGGGCGCGGCAUCCCCCACUGUGGCGGAUCCGGCCGCGUCCGCCCCGUCGCCCUCUGCCGAGGCGGAGUCCAAGAGCGGCAUGGAUGAUUCUGGUGACGGCAGGAAACUUCCCGGCUAUUUUGUGAAAAUUCGGGAAGUCCGGAAUGCGUCGCUGCCAACGCCCAUCUUUCAAAUGCGUUUUCUUGGGGAGGCCUUCCUCUUCUGCAUAGCGUGGAACACCCUGAAGGUUUUCUUUGUGGGCGAGCAGGAGCAACCCCGGCCGUACGACGUUAGCACGAAGGACCCAAGCAAGGUCGGUCGGGCGAAAAACUCCCACUCGACGCUGCACCGCCUCGGCUUGGUUUCCGCGUACUUCAACUCCGAGUGGGCCGCCUGCGAGUCUCCACUGCCGCUGGCGGACGACGCCUUCCUCCCCAGGUGGGUGGAAACGACAUCGGGGGAGCUGCGGCAGCAUCUGCUGCGUGGCACCGGCUCCAGCUGCCGUGUCGCAGACGGCGACGCCGCGGGGCCCCGCGGCCGUGCCGAGCUGGAGAGCUCCGCCUCUCACUCCUCGCUCAACGGCACACGGCGCUCUCAACUGACGCCGAAAAUCGCCCCGGCGCGUGCAGCCCCGUCGCUGAGCAAGUCGCAGGAGUAUAGUGGCAUAUUACGCCGGUACGUCUCACAGGUGGCACCGAUCGUCGGGGGUGCGGGUCGGGCUGCACGGCUGUACUGGGGAUAUACUGGCGAGAGCAAUGAGGGGGCGGCGAGUCGCGUGAACGAGGUGAGCCGUGCUUCUUCACAAAGGCGCGACUACGCCACGAUGACCGAGGUCGCGCAGUCGCUUGUGGUGUGGUGGGAGCAGCCUGCCUACUUGCAGGUGGAAUACAUGACGAAGGCCCUGCUGCGUGCCCACACCGCCGCCAGCGAGGUGCUUCCGAGUCGCUUCAAGUGUUCUCACCCGACCGAGUUGUACUGCGUGACGUGCGACGGGAGCGCCGUCAGCUUCGAAUUUGACCCCGUCACCGGCACAAUUGAGUGCAGCAGAGCCAUCGCCGUUUCCCCAAGUGAGGAAUGCAUGUAG